AUGUCAGAAUCUUUCAAGAGUUUACUGGAAGAUGCUUGAAUAGAAGAGUUGCUGAUGUCAGUUGAAAAUGAAGAGUUUAACGAGUAAUUAUAAAUUAGAGAAUUAAUAGAAGAUCGCAUCAGCUUAGUGAAUGACGAAAUUUUCAUAAUAAUAAAAUGGCUCAGUGCGGAAUUAGUUCUCUCCGAGAAUUAUUCCUUCAUUCGCUUUUAUUAUUAUGGGUUCAGUUUUCCACGUGGCCUUUUAUCAGCAAUACCAAUAUGAAAUACCGCAUAGGGUAUUUCUUUGGUCCAAGAUACUAAUGACAUCUGGGUUUCUGCUUGGCACACCCGAGGAGGGUGACCCUUAGGCGGAAACACGUGCAGGAGUCAAGUUCGGGCGAGGCAACGCUGCCGGUGCGGAACUUCUGGCCUGGCUAGAGGCGAAACUUUAUAGAAGGCUUGGUAGGGCUAACGAUCCAAGAUGGCUUGGUGACGUCACUAAUUUUAGGAGUUAAAAGGAUGGGCUAUGCCUAAAUCAUCCUGCUGAAGAAGUCAUACACCUUAAAUAAUUAAGUAAGAAUGACGAAAUUUUCAAUAUAAACCUUGAACAUAAACAAAUUAAGAUGGAUAUAUAUGCUUUAAAAAUAGAGAGGGCAAAUAUCAAGCGCACAAUUGCAAUUGAUGAACAAACCAAACUCAUUAAAAAGCACGCCGCAAGGUAUAAAAAUGAGACUUAUCAGAACUAUUUAAUAAAUGAGCUAAUCAAAUAUAGUAAUUUAGUUGAAGAUUUGAAGUCGGCAAAGGACAUAGCUUCUGUUGACAAACUCCGUUUACAAAAUGCUAUUAUAUUAAAAGAUAUAGAAAUUGAAGAAAUGACCUCUAGUUAUGAAUCAAUUUCUGAUGAAUUAAAAGCGCUUAAAUCUGCAUACUCACAUAAAAAAACCUCCAAAAAACUGUCUAGUAGUACCAUAAUUUCCACUCAAAUGCGGGAAAAAAAUUCAAAUUUCGAAGCAUCAAAAAUUCAAAAUUCUUCAUUUUUGCUUAAUUUCACUGCAUCUCUGUCAACUAAUUCAUCUAGAUAA
Messenger RNA from Blepharisma stoltei, 1060 nucleotides. The record is from the annotation of a GenBank genome assembly. NCBI's taxonomy places the organism in Eukaryota, Ciliophora, Heterotrichea, Heterotrichida, Blepharismidae.